Messenger RNA from Ustilago hordei, 1437 nucleotides. RefSeq lists its product as uncharacterized. Lineage: Eukaryota; Fungi; Basidiomycota; Ustilaginomycetes; Ustilaginales; Ustilaginaceae. Gene Ontology annotation, molecular function: nucleotide binding. The coding region runs from base 1 to 1437 and encodes 478 amino acids. The transcript has a single exon. The record is from RefSeq and is a predicted model, not a curated record.
AUGACCACGGCAGUCAAAGACCUAUACAACAGGCUCUCCUCGAUCUACACAUCUCUCUAUCCACCAACCUUGGCGAAGCGUACUGUCUCUGAUGGCGCUUCUUCCUCUGCAGGCCCACUGAGGAUGGGCAUUCUGGGAGCAGCCGCCAUUGCUCCUGGAGCUGUCAUCAAUCCCGCCAAGACACAUCCCGAUAUCAUCGUUUCAGCAGUAGCUGCUCGUUCCAAAGACCGUGCCACAGCGUUCGCCAAGAAACACGGCAUCCCCCAUGUCUUUGACUCGUACGAUGACCUCAUCAACGAUCCGGGCAUUGAUGUUGUCUAUAAUCCUCUUCCCAACGGCCUUCACUAUGAAUGGACCCUCAAGUGCAUCGCUGCCAAGAAGCAUGUUCUUCUCGAGAAGCCUUCCACCUCCAACGAGCAAGAAGCCAGGAAAGUCUUUGAGGAGGCCAAGAAAGCCAACGUGCUCGUUCUUGAAGCCUUCCACUACCGCUUCCACCCUGCGCUGCACGAAUUUGCCUACCGUCUUCAUGACUUGAUGUCUCCACAGAACCCUAUGACGCAAGUAUCGGCCUUCUUGUUCGGCCCCGCGGGUCUCGUCAAGGAUGACGACAUUCGCUUCAACUGGAAGCUUGCUGGAGGUGCUUUGAUGGACGCCGGCUGCUAUCCCACUUCUGCCGUGCUAUACACCAUGCGCGCUGCUGCAGGAUGCUGGCAACGUGCGAAUUGGGAAGACGGAAUCGAAGUGCGCGAGGCUCGCCCGACCCACUUCUACCCACAAUCAGCUGGAGCAAAGCAUCACUUGAACGACAAGGGCGACCCAGCAGUCGACCUUUCCAUGGACACCACCAUCCUCGUCCCCACCGCGCGACCCGCGAAACUUCCUUGCAAGAUCGAGACUUCGCUUGGUCGAUCCCUCUUCACCCUUCCUCUCCUUGGCUGGCGUGUCCCCAACACUAGCCGCAUCUGCCCUACACUCAAGGCAACCUUCAAGGACGGGAGCACGGUGGAACUGCAAAACUUCGUCGCGCCCUUCUUAUGGCACAAGAUCGUGGCUACCUAUCGCGGCAAAUCGGCAAUCAACGCCAACGUGCCGCAAGGAACGACAAAGAGCUACAAAGCCUACGUGCCCAGUGACACUUCGGGGACAGACCAGAUGCGUAGGGCGGCAAAGGACGGCCACUGGCCCAAGGGAACCGGUGAGGUGUGGUGGACAACCUACAGGUGGCAGAUGGAAGCAUUUGUUCUGGGUGUUAGGGCAGUGCAGGCAGGCACACCAGCACACGAAGUCAGCCCGAUCAACAUGAUCAAUGAGGACCGAGAGGGGGAGAAGAGAGUUCCGGUCUGGGUGCAGAACGAGGAGUCUGUGAUCAUUAUGAAGACUAUUGAUGCCAUUUACGAGAAGUCCGGGCUUGCAAAAAGAGUCUCACCAAGCUCUUGA